Messenger RNA from Chironomus riparius, 2011 nucleotides. The record is from the annotation of a GenBank genome assembly. NCBI's taxonomy places the organism in Eukaryota, Metazoa, Arthropoda, Insecta, Diptera, Chironomidae.
UUGAAAAAUCGUUUUGCUAAAAUCAGUCAAGUUAAUCUUAAGUAAAAUUUUUCUAAACAAUUGUGUUUUUGAUAGUUUCAAUCAUUCUGUAACAUUUACGAAUAUAUUAAUCAGUAAUCAUCAUGAUGCAACCACAAAUAUUGUUACUCAAAGAAGGAACAGAUUCCUCACAAGGAAAACCACAAGUAGUCUCAAAUAUCAAUGCUUGUCAAACAAUAGUUGAUGCUGUAAGAACAACGCUUGGACCAAGAGGAAUGGAUAAGUUGAUUGUAGAUGGACGUGGUAAGGCUACAAUCUCGAAUGAUGGUGCAACAAUCAUGAAAUUAUUAGAUAUUGUGCAUCCAGCUGCUAAAACUCUCGUCGAUAUUGCUAGAUCACAAGACGCAGAAGUUGGUGAUGGAACUACAAGUGUAGUUCUUCUUGCUGGCGAGUUUUUGAAACAAUUAAAACCAUUUGUUGAGGAAGGUGUUCAUCCAAGAAUUGUAAUUAAAGCAGUUCGUAAGGCAUUAGCGAUUUGUAUUGAGAAUAUUAAUAAAUUAGCAGUAACGAUUGAAAAGAGCGAUACAAAAGAACACCGAGCAUUAUUGGAGAAGUGUGCAGCAACAGCAAUGUCCUCAAAGCUCAUUCAUCAGCAAAAAGAUUUCUUCUCAAAAAUGGUUGUUGAUGCAGUUUUAAAAUUGGACGAUUUAUUACCAUUAAACAUGAUUGGAAUCAAGAAAGUCGCCGGUGGAGCUCUUGAAGAGUCUGAACUUAUUGAUGGUGUUGCAUUUAAAAAGACAUUCUCAUAUGCUGGAUUCGAAAUGCAGCCUAAACAAUAUAAUCCUUGCAAAAUUGCAUUGCUUAAUAUUGAGUUGGAGCUAAAGGCCGAAAGAGAUAAUGCCGAAAUUCGUGUGGAUAAUGUUAAAGAGUAUCAAAAGAUUGUGGAUGCUGAAUGGCAAAUCCUCUAUGAUAAAUUAGAAAAGAUUCAUAAAUCAGGAGCUAAUGUUGUAUUAUCAAAACUUCCAAUUGGCGAUGUUGCUACUCAAUAUUUCGCUGAUCGUGACAUGUUUUGUGCUGGACGUGUCGUUGAAGAAGACAUGAGACGAACAAUGAAAGCAUGCGGUGGUGCUGUAUUGACCACUGUUGCUGAUCUCAAAGAUAAUGUCAUGGGUAAAUGUGACUAUUUUGAAGAACGUCAAAUAGGCGGAGACAGAUUCAAUCUUUUCAAAGGAUGUGCUAUCGCCCAAUGUAGUGUAACUUUAGUUCUUCGUGGUGGUGCUGAACAAUUCUUGGAAGAAACUGAACGUUCCUUGCACGACGCUAUUAUGAUUGUACGUCGUACAAUCAAGAAUGAUGCAGUCGUUGCUGGCGGUGGAGCUAUCGAAAUGGAAUUGUCGAAAAUUUUAAGAGAUUACUCACGAACAAUUGCUGGAAAGGAACAAUUAUUGAUUGGUGCAUUAGCAAAAGCUUUGGAAAUUAUUCCUCGUCAACUUUGUGAUAAUGCUGGCUUCGAUGCAACAAACAUUCUCAACAAGCUGAGACAGAAGCAUGCUCAAGGAAAUAUUUGGUAUGGAGUUGAUAUAAACAAGGAGCACAUCGCAGAUAACUUUGAAGCCUGUGUUUGGGAACCAUCAAUUAUUAAAAUUAAUGCAUUGACUGCUGCAUGUGAAGCUGCUAGUUUAAUCUUGUCAGUUGAUGAGACAAUCAAAAGUCCAAAGUCAGCAAAUGAGAUGCCACAAGCAGGAGGUAUGCCAGCUGGAAUGGGACGUGGAAUGGGCAGACCUUUCUAAAAAAAUAAUCACUCGUCUACAGCACCUUUACCCGCACUUUAAUUGCACAUUAUAUACCUAAUUUAAUGUUUAAUUAUUUUAUAUUCAUUUACACGUCAUUGAAUAAUUUUUAUGGGUAAUUUCCCGGCCCAAUUGUGUCCAAAACACUAAACCAUAAAGCUUACUUAAUAAUUCUCCCCCUUUCUCUGCCUUUGAAUUACAUUUGCAUUAAUAAAAUCCAUUGAAAAAACAAGAAAUAAUAA